ACAGGCAAGCCGAGGAAGUGGAAGCUCGGUUUCCUUUGAGUCAGUGUGACGUGCCCGGCCAAUCACAUCGAAACGAGGACCAACAAGAAGUUCAUUUCAACGAUAAAGGAGCACAGAACGGACGGAGGGAGCGAUAGACAGACAGGGAGGUGCAGAGGGACAUUUUUGUAUUCAGAAAACAUGGCAACUCUGGAGCAGAAGCUUAUCACCCCGGUCUCUCAAGCUCAAUCAGAUGCUUCAAGAAAUAAGGUCACUGUUGUGGGUGUAGGCCAAGUUGGGAUGGCCUGUGCUGUCAGCAUUCUCUUGAGGGACCUUGCUGAUGAGAUGGCUUUGGUUGAUGUUCUGGAAGACAAACUGAAAGGAGAAAUGAUGGACCUUCUUCAUGGCAGUCUGUUCCUUAAAACUCCAAAGAUUGUGGCUGACAAAGAUUAUGCCGUAACUGCAAAUUCUCGGGUGGUGAUUGUGACUGCUGGGGCACGUCAGCAGGAGGGCGAAAGCCGUCUCAACCUGGUCCAGAGAAAUGUCAACAUCUUCAAAUUCAUCGUCCCUCAGAUUGUAAAAUACAGCCCCAACUGCACGAUCAUUGUGGUUUCCAAUCCAGUGGACAUUUUGACCUACGUAACUUGGAAAAUUAGUGGCUUCCCGAAGAAUCGUGUGAUUGGCAGUGGCUGUAACUUGGACUCUGCCAGAUUCCGCUACCUGAUGGCUGAGAAACUUGGUCUCCAUCCAUCCAGCUGCCACGGUUGGGUGCUUGGUGAACACGGAGAUUCCAGUGUUCCUGUUUGGAGCGGCGUCAAUGUGGCAGGAGUUGGGCUGCAGCAGCUGAAUCCUAAUAUUGGAACUGCCCAGGACAAGGAGAACUGGAAGGAUGUGCACAAAAUGGUUGUGGACAGUGCCUAUGAAGUGAUUAAACUGAAGGGGUAUACCAACUGGGCUAUUGGCCUUAGUGUUGCUGAACUGACUGAAUCCAUUGUGAAAAAUCUAAAAAGGAUUCACCCAGUGUCCACCAUGGUGAAGGGCUUGUAUGGCAUACCAAAUGAAGUCUUCCUGAGCCUGCCCUGUGUCCUGAGUGCUGAGGGUCUGACUGCCAUCAUCAACCAAACCCUGAAAGAAGAUGAGGUGGCCCAGCUGAGGAAGAGUGCUGAGACCCUCUGGGCCAUUCAGAAGGAACUGAAGGAUCUGCAAAGUUAAGCUAACUGUAAAUUGGUUAUUUAUAGCAAAGAGUAUCAGCAUUCUUUUGCAGUGGGAGUAGUGGUGUUACUGUGUACACCCAAAUAGCACAACUGAUAUGGCUGUCAUCUACAAACAAUAAAAUAUAUUCCACCUA
Pristis pectinata (smalltooth sawfish) is the source of this 1327-nucleotide messenger RNA. RefSeq names its product lactate dehydrogenase Ba (gene ldhba). Gene Ontology annotation, cellular component: cytoplasm. Gene Ontology annotation, molecular function: L-lactate dehydrogenase (NAD+) activity. Gene Ontology annotation, biological process: carboxylic acid metabolic process. Lineage: Eukaryota; Metazoa; Chordata; Chondrichthyes; Rhinopristiformes; Pristidae. The coding region runs from base 181 to 1191 and encodes 336 amino acids. The transcript is spliced from 8 exons. The record is from RefSeq and is a predicted model, not a curated record.